ACACCUGGAGUACCUGUUGUUGUCUCUGUUGUAACAACAGAGGUUACGCCUGCCACAAAAAGAAAUGAUUAAAAGUGUAAAAAGAGUCGGUGCACAUCGCGUUGAACUUCAAAGUGAUGGGGAGUUAUUAUUUAUUUAAUUUUAUAGGUAAUAGAGUGCGGAAUUCUGAGGGGUUCUAAUUAUUUAACCCCGUAGAAAGUGAAAUCCGUGACUUAACCCUGAAAAUUCCUCGGUAAAUGAGAGUGAUGGAAGAGCGUCCAAGUCAAUGAACGUUGAAUUGUUCUCAGGAAGUCAUUACGUGUCAUCAGAAUGUUCCAAGAGGAUUUUUUGCGGGAUGUGGCCCGGGCUAUCGAGGGUUGCAAUACAAUUCGGUAUCCUACGUAUAGAACUGCUGCCAAGGUGCAGAUACUGCAUAGGGAAUUAAAUAUGCAAUAUGUAGAGUUAAAAAUAGUAAUGGGUGUCUUCGAGCGUCAUCGGCUAUCAGUAACUGAGAACUCAGUGCCACUGGACGAGACAGAGAUAGAGGACGUCAUAUCAGACAUAUAUUUCGCCUCCCACAAGGAGUGCGAGGUGGAUUUCGAUGUCAAUCAGGCAACCAAGCUAGCUGUCAACAGUGUAUUGAGGAUAUUCGAUCAUGAUCGCAAAGGAAAAGUCUCAGUAUUCCCAGUAAAAGUGUUUCUAACUCUUUUAUGCUGCGGCAAGCUCCAGGAGAAAUACGAGUAUCUGUAUCAGCUGUUGGCAGACCACAACGCAUGUUUAUCCAAGGCUGCACUGCAUAUGUUAUUAACAAAUGUCUGUAAAAUAACCGAAAUGCUAGGAGAAAGUGUGGCUUAUGGGAGUCAUCAGGUGCAGUCGAGCAUUGACAGCUGCUUCAUUGAGUCUCAGGGAUGCCUGGGAGUAAGUGAGACUGAAUUUGGAAUCUGGUUGAUGCAGGAUCCCCCUCUCCUGUCCUGGAUUUCAACGUUUAAUCGGUUGAAGGUGUCGGAAAAUACCGUCCAUAAUAUUAAGUGCUCAACGUGUAAAAUAACGCCAAUCCAUGGGCCGAGGUUCUCUUGCCUGAGAUGCGCUCGUUAUCAUCAAUGCCAGACGUGCUUUUUCCUUGGAAAAGUAUCGAGCAAACAUAAAUUGAAACAUCCUGUGAGAGAAUAUUGCACGAAGACGUCCAGUAAAGAACUCACGAAGUUGAUAGUCGAGCUGAUAAGAAAUAAAUUACGUCUCUGUCCGACUCAGGGCUCAUCUCCUCUAGCAGAAGCUCAAUCCCCAGAGUCUCCAACGAGUGAGGCACGAGGGCUUGACACGAUAUCAGUUAGGAGUACUGUCAGACGACGAGUUUUGAGUGAUCCCCAAAAAGAGUUGCAGAGUAUUAUUAAUCACCUGGAGGAGGAGAAUAGACAAUUGCAGGUGGAAUUAAUGGAGAUAUGUGGAGGUCGGGCUGAACGACUCCAGCAGCACCGACGCACCGUAGAAUCACAAUUGCAGCGGCUAAAAAUACUCAAAAAGUAUUUAUUCAACGGCCAAGGAAUUACAUCGACGCAGGUGAUUAAUCGCGUACAGAGUACACCGAUGCUGCAACCGAUUUCCUCAAGAUAUCCAGCAUUAACUCUUCCAGAGUUCGAGCUCAGUCCCAUUACUCGACAGUUGAAUAAUGAUAAACAUCAACAUCAAGUGAUUAAUAAUGGCAAUGAGUGCCAGGAAAAUACUUACAGAGUUUCGGAGAUCAAUCAGAAUGAUGAGAGUGAAUCACAGGAGAUUUCGAAUACCUACAGCAAUACUCGGGUCUCUGAACCCUCCAGAAUCGAGUUGAGCACGUGGAUUGGAGGUUAUCGAACAACGAUCGAUCAGACACCGAGUGGUUUUUCCCAGUGGCUGAGCCCUGAUAAUCCUUCAAUGAUGAAACACAAAUACUCGAAGACGAUUGACACAGAUUCAUCACUGGGUCUUCCAAGAGAUACUCCAUCGUCCCUGCAACGUCCUGACAAGCACUCCCAGCACAGCAGUCUCCAGAAUAUCCAGGGAGACCUCAAUGACAUUUUAAAUCGCCUCCAGCACAUGGUAGCGAACGAUUGCCUCCUGGAAGAGUCAUUCAGUGCCAAUGACAACUGCGAGCUCAAACGUGCUGCUACGGAAAUGGAAGAUUUAUUAACUGGUUUGAUAGAAGGCAUGGAAUCCAGGAAGGAUAAGCUCGCAACGAUCGUUUAAUUAUUUAAUACAUUAUCACGCAAUCACUCGACACUUGUGCAUUUAUUAGAAUUAAUUACACUUUUUUUUAUGAAUGAAAUACUUUUAUACAACGAAUUAUGAGUGGAGAUUAAUGAUAAUAAAAAGAGGAAAUUAA
This is a messenger RNA of Fopius arisanus, 2335 nucleotides long. RefSeq names its product discontinuous actin hexagon. Lineage: Eukaryota; Metazoa; Arthropoda; Insecta; Hymenoptera; Braconidae. The record is from RefSeq and is a predicted model, not a curated record. Gene Ontology annotation, molecular function: zinc ion binding. The transcript is spliced from 10 exons. Bases 310 to 2199 code for a protein of 629 amino acids. Gene Ontology annotation, cellular component: plasma membrane. Gene Ontology annotation, biological process: synaptic signaling.